Messenger RNA from Morone saxatilis (striped sea-bass), 1119 nucleotides. RefSeq names its product coiled-coil-helix-coiled-coil-helix domain-containing protein 5. The record is from RefSeq and is a predicted model, not a curated record. The transcript has 4 exons. NCBI's taxonomy places the organism in Eukaryota, Metazoa, Chordata, Actinopteri, Moronidae. The coding region runs from base 448 to 771 and encodes 107 amino acids.
GGGACUUCCGCAUACGUAAACACGCAAAUACACGUAAUGUUUCCUUGGCACAGCGUGAUUGAACCAUGGAUGGAACCGAAAAAACAAAAUAGAUAUUAUCUUUUACACAGUUAAAUUGUGUUGUUCUGUUUAAACGGCAUAUAACAUAUGAGUAAAGGGAUUUCUUUGACAAAAUGUGAACUGUAUUUGUAUUUAAAUGCUUGAAUUGUGUUAUGAAGUAGCUACCCCUUUAAGGAAUUCGUCGUCAUUUUAGGGGCGUGGCCAGAGUGUGAGAUUGACACAAAUCUGAACCAAUUAUGUCACAAUAUUGUAUUAUCAUCCAAUCAGAUAGCAGGGGACGUGUGCGGUGUAGUAUCCGCACAGACAUGGCUCCACAUGUAGAAAUACUGGCGCUAUAUAACCUUGAUUGAUCAGCUUCCUCGUUUGAAACAAGCCUGAAAGAGCAACAUGCAGGCUGCUAUGGAUAUCACGGCAAAGUAUUGCCAUAAAGAAAUGGAGGCAUAUGGGUCAUGUGUGGCCUCCAACCCAUCAACAUGGCAGCAAAAGUGUCAUGAACUGAAGAUGAAGGUUGCACAGUGCACAUCAUCACACCCAGUGAUCCAGAAGAUCAGACAGGACUGUACCAGUGAGUUUGUGGAGUUUGAGCGCUGUCUGAGAGAAAACCAGGACAAACCUACCUCCUGCUCACCACAUGUGGCUCGCUUUCUGGGCUGUGCAGAAACUGUAGAUAUCAGUGGAGUGGCUUCACAUCCGGUACCUCAGCCAUCGUAGCAUUCAAACAUCUUCCAUCACCUUCAGAUUACUCCUGUCUCCAAAGCAGCAGAAAUGGGCUGGUUUCACAUGUUACUGUAUGUACAGUGACUGUGAGGAUAUUGUUUUUUUCCUUUGUGUGAUUAUUUGUCUUUCUUCAACAAAGAUAUAGGAAAUGAAUGCAACAGUACUGUGAGUUAGACUAGUUGUGUAGAAUAUUUGAUUACUAAAUUGUUCUUUCACACAUCAUGUAAAUGUUGUGUUCACGUGAAAAUAACAUUUAUAAUUGCCUGUGUGCAAGAAAGUCUGUAUUUUACAGAUUUUUAUUGAACCAUCUUAUUAAAAUUGACAUCAGACUUGUGUUAUUCA